Molecule: messenger RNA, 9002 nt
Organism: Bactrocera neohumeralis
Lineage: Eukaryota; Metazoa; Arthropoda; Insecta; Diptera; Tephritidae
Gene: Zdhhc8
Product: palmitoyltransferase ZDHHC8
Exons: 10
Coding region: 1254-3926 (890 amino acids)
Biological process (GO): protein palmitoylation
Molecular function (GO): palmitoyltransferase activity
Source: RefSeq, a predicted model, not a curated record
AAACGAGCGAUCGAGCGAAUGCGUGUGAAUAUGGAGCGUUGUGAAAAUUCAUUAAAUUAAUAAAUAAAUUGUACGAAAAACGCGAACAAUUUUAUAUAUAUUAAUAAUAACGCGCGUAGUGUGUGUAAUAUUUCAAAUUUUGUAAGAAGAAAGCUUUUAUCUAUGCGGUGGUGUCAUUUUAGAAUUUCUAAUAGUGCUGUCAGCUGCAAGGUGUAGCGACACGGUUGAAGAAAAACUCGCUGUUGGUUGCCUAGCGCAUAUACGUGAAGGAAACUCGUCGUCCGUGGUCAUUUUCAAGGAGAAACAGCAAAUCCAGCAAUGUGAAAUUCCAACAUAUAUUCACAAAUAUGUUUUUAUAGUUUUAUAUCUUAAGAAUCGUUGCCAAUUGAUUUGGUUUAAGGGCAUAGUUAGACAAUGGCAGGCGUAGACGUGAGUUAAACAGUUGGAAAAUUCAAUAAGCAAGUGAAAAAAAUGAAAAUUGGAAGUGCAUCAUUUGCCAUGUUUCGCAAGGGCAAUGUGCGGCAAUGGCAUAUUGCUUGAAGUGUAAUGUGUAGUUGAAACGAAAGUAGUGGAAAGUGUAGAAUUUAAAAAGCCGAAUUGAAAUACAAAAUAAAAGCUUUAAAUAUAUAAUACACAAAAAGUCAAGCAGAAAAUAAAAAAAUACAAAAAAGGCGACAACCAGCGAUUGACGUACGAGAAUUGUUAAAUAGCCGUGCGGUGCGCGUCGGACAACAAAGUGGUGUGCAUAAUAAUGCAAACGGCGGGGUGAAGUGCAAUCCGGUUAGUCGAAAAAGUUUGUGUAAAUAAAAAUAUAAAAAAAUUUCCAAUAGUAAAUGUGUACAAACGUAAACAUUUUUAUAAAAAAAAAGAAAACAAAUAACAAAUUUUAAUUGAUCUACCCAUAAAGAGAUCAAAAAGUGUAUAUGCAGAUCUUCCUAAAUGAAAUUUUUUCUCCUUUAUAUUAACUCAUCUACAAAUUUUUCUGACAUAAUUUAAGCACCAUCUAAACAAAUCACAUUGGAAAGCGGCCGCUUUAGCUUUGUUAUUGUGUCUAAAGUGUUUUUACUAGCGUAUAUUCAUAUGCCCACCUUGCGCUUCCAAUUUUUCUACUGCAACAAUUGCCGCUUUACUUAAAAUCAACAGCUGUUACCUCAUAACUCCUCUAUAAUUUGUUUGUUUGUAAAAAAAAUAUCCGUUGUAAUCAAAGUAAAACGGGUGGGGAAAAAUAAUAAUUCUAUUAGUUUAGUAACAGAAUGCCCAAAUGCGACAUGAAGACUCGCUACAUUCCUGCUACAUUUGCCUGGAUUCUAUUGCUGUCCACGACGUUCCUCUUCUUUUUCUAUCCCUGCCAAUACUAUUUGAAAAGCCAUCUAUGGGUACCGGCAUAUCAGGGUGUCAUCACAUUUUUCGUUUUGGCCAAUUUCUCAUUAGCGACAUUCAUGGACCCCGGUGUCAUACCAAAAGCAUCGCCAGAUGAGGACCGGGAGGAGGAGUUUCGUGCACCGCUUUAUAAAAAUGCCGAAAUCAAUGGCAUCACCGUCAAGAUGAAAUGGUGUGUGACUUGUAAAUUCUAUCGUCCGCCACGCUGUUCACAUUGUUCCGUAUGCAAUCAUUGCAUAGAGACAUUCGAUCAUCAUUGCCCUUGGGUGAACAAUUGCAUUGGACGUCGCAAUUAUCGUUUCUUCUUCUUCUUUUUGGUUUCACUAUCCAUACACAUGCUGAGCAUAUUUUCAUUAUGCUUAUUUUAUAUAUUGAAGAUAACGCCAAACAUCAGGGAAACAUCGCCCAUAGUAGCUAUGGUGUUGAUGGCUAUAGUUAUAAUCCUAGCGAUUCCGAUUUUCGGGCUUACCGGUUUUCAUAUGGUGCUCGUAUCACGUGGGCGCACAACAAACGAACAGGUCACCGGCAAAUUCAAAGGUGGAUAUAAUCCAUUCUCACGUGGCUGCUGGCAUAAUUGCUGUUACACCCAGUGUGGACCACAAUAUCCAAGUCUUCUUAAGCCAGAAAAAUAUGCCGCUCGUCGCUCACACAAGGACGGUCAGGGUAUUAGUGUUAUCACCACCGAACGGCGGACGAAUCAACAGGGCAGCAGUAUGCGAGGCAACAACACACCCGGCAAUGUGCCACGUUCACCACGCGAAACGCUGAAAAACUAUUACGAUAGGGACAAUCGACACACUCAGGUAAAGACUUAUACGGACCAGGGCAAUGGUUAUAAUCAACGGUCGGGCAGCACAACGCUUUAUAGUAAGCUGUCGCCUGGACGUGAAUGUUCAGACACCGAUAUGGAGCCGCAGGCAUCGCAGAGUCAAGAUUGUGAGCCCACACCGCCACUGCAACGACACAAUUCGACAAAUUUCUACUUGCCCCAAGUGGAGGCAGGCGUGAGCAAUAUGAAUAACGGUGGCAUAGCGACCGGUGCGGGCAUGAUGCCCAACGCUGGUGGAGGUGGCGGCGCAGGUGGUGGUGGUGGCGAUUCACCACGUCACAUGCGCAUGUAUCAUCCGCGACACAGUCCACUAGCGCGUCAGCGCGGUUUGGAGCCACAACGCGGCUAUAAUCCCGCCGAUCCAUUGUCGCCCGAUCAUCCCGCUCAUCCGGGAAAUCAGGGCGUACAGCAACAACAACGCAGUGGGACAACUGCAACGCCCACAAUGCAGCAACGAAUAAAACCGUUGGGUGUGGCAACACCACUGGUGAUGGCAAGUCCCGUCAGAAGAUCCAAUCCUGGCACGCCCACCCAACCAAGACGACCCGACUUCAUUGGUCUAAAUACACAGCAGCAGCAGCAACAACAACAGCAGCCGUCGCAGACCUAUUACGAGUAUACGACCGGCUUACCGCCGCAGCAUCCACAACCGCCAACGAUUCAACAGCAACAGCAAAUGCUGUUGCAACAACAACAACGUGCCAUGAUGCAACAGCAUCAACAACAGCAACAGCAGCAGCAACAACAAGUUCCGCUAACACAUCACCAACAACAGGUGUUGGCAUCGCAGACCUACGGCGGUAGCCCACAACGCCGUUUCCUCUCCGAAGGUGAACUGGUACGCCAGGGCGCGAACGAGCUUUCAUAUGCGCGCUCCAACAACACCGUGGACAAUAUACGCGAAUUGGCCGGAAGUCCACAGCGCGGCGUGUACAUGUGGAAGGACACAUCGCCCGGUUUCAGUAGCAGUAGCGGCAGCGCUAGCGGCGGCGGUGGUGGCAUGCCACCCUCUUCCAUGAGCAUCGGCAGCAGUGCUGGCGGCACAAUGGGCAAUAGCAUACAUCACGCACAGUACAUCACAGUCGGCGGCAGCGGGCAGUCGCAUCCAUUGAUCAUGACGCAUUCGCGCAUGCAUCAGCCAGGCGAAUAUAUGCCAGCUACGCAACAACAGCAGCAACAACAAUAUCGCUCUAAUCCAACCAGCCCCACAACCAUGCCAGCCACAUCGUCCUCGACCAACGCACCAACCUAUAUGAUGCGUUACGGUGUCGGCAAUCCCGUCGCCUCACAGCCAAAUAACUACGUGCACACAUCACAGGCGCUAACGAACUCGACCGUCGGCGGUUAUCAGCCGCAAUUGCGCGGCGGCGUGGCCGUCUUUCCACCCAAUCCCAGCGGGCCUGGUGUGGGCGUCGGUGUAGGCGGUGGCGCCGGCAUCGUCACACAACUUCAAACACAGCCAUCGCCGCAAGUGAAGCGGAAACAAACACCCACGCGCCCCAUGUCAUUUGUGCGCGCACUCGAAAUGACCGACUCGAUGGAAAUGCAAACGCUCGAGCAGCAGCAGCAGCAGCAACAGGGUCGCGGCGUUGGCAAUAUGCCAGCCUCUGCCGUCGGUGGACCGGGUGUACAGCAUUUGGUAGGCGGCGCACGCACCACGACACCGACACCGGAGCGCGCGAGCGUCUACGAUAUGAAUUACGAGAUUUCCGUAUAACCCGUGGUUGUGCCGGUUGUCGUGCCACCCGCCUCGGUGACCAUCUCGGCAACGGCUGCGGCGUAUGCGCGCAAAAAGGGCGCAAGCGUUGUGGCCAGCGCCGCCGAACCAUCGGCGUACGCAUCAGUGCCAGUUAUGGCGGCGAAUACGCCCAACAGGCGCAAGUUCUCCACAUUCUUUUAGAAUGACCGUUAGGAUGGACGCGACCCUGUCUAGGCUAUAUUGCCAGCCAGCAAGCUAAUAUUUAGUAAUAAUAUAGCACAUUAUAGUUGUUUUCUUUACGUUUUUCGUUUUACCAAAACCCGAACCGAUUUUAAUACCGAGUCAUUUAUACAUAUGUAUUAUAUUAUAUUUCUCUACACAUAAACACACACACACAUACACACAUAUAUAUACACUGCUACCAAACGCAACUAUACGCAAACACAGUUCCGUACCGCCAAAUGUAAAUAUGUAUACAACCUAAGAUACACCUCCUAUGAUUACUACCUAUGAUAUAUACCUUAGGGUGGCCGUUAUUUCACAAGUUGUUUUUUUUGCAAACGAUCCCUGACGUUUCAGUUUUACUUCAAAAAAGGGUUCGCAUGUAAACAAGCUCUUUAUUUUCAGUUUAAAGCGCGGCUACUUUUUUUCUCUUGUAUACAGCAAGCGAGUUUUUCAUAUUUUGCAUUAAGCAACUAAAUCUUCAACUUUGAAAAAGUGAUAUUCUAAUACAAAAUUGUCCACUCUACAAAAAAGUUCUUAAUGAUUUUUUUCAUAAAAUCACUCGUUUAAAAGUUAUAGGCAGUUAAAGUUAUGCAUCAAAUGUACUGAGCAUUCAUACUGAUUUAAGUUCUAUGCUUUCUAUGUUGCUCAUACGCCAUGGUGUACUAUAUGAAUGCAGUACUUUUGAUAUAAAAUUUUAACUGUGUAUAACCUUUAAAGGAAUAUUUUAGGAAAAUAUUAUUAAAACCUUUUUUGUAGAGCAUAUCAGAGUAGUAGAGAGAGAGUAAAAAGAGUAGAGAGAGAGAAUUUUGUAGGGUUUAUCAGAAUACCUAUCAUUAUUAAAGUUGUAGGUUUAUUCGCUUUGCACAUAAAAACUGUAUGAGAUGAGAAAAAAGAUUUGAAGACGAUUUAAAUUGAAAAUAAAGAGUUUGCUUUUGUUGGAUUCAUCUUUUGAGAACUAAAACUAAAACUUUAGGUGGCUUUGGCAAAAGAUGAAACUCAACUUGCGAAAUAAAGGACACCCUAAUGCACAUACAUACAUAUACUUUAUGAUAAUAGUUGUAAAAAUCUAAAAAUAUGCGCGUAUGUACACGCGUUAAUGUUUAUUUACACACGUCACAUUUAUAAGUUCAGCCGUUGAAAAGGAAUUUGUGAAAUAAAUUCUCUCUCAAUGUUUAAUUGUCAAAGUUUUAAAUAUGUAUGAAUUGUUAAACCGCUUUUAAAAAUAUUUAUUGAAAACCACACAUAACCAUAACAUUAAAUAUGAUUUAAUUAAUUGUUGUAAUUACAAAGUGCAGAAACUAUUGUAAUGUUGUUGUUACUGCGACAACAACAAAAGCAAUGCCAAACAGCUGUGCGCAUGAGAUUAUACUGCUUUGAUGUGGUGGCCGCUGAAAAGUGCGGCUGUGGCCAAGUCAAUAACGUUGUUAUUACUUAUUAUAUCUUAUGAAGUAAGGUUAAAUAUAUGUAAUACGUUAUGAAAAUUCAAAAAGGCUGUAGAAAUGUAUGCAGAGCAACUGAGUCUGAGUCUGACUGAGAGUAUGUUUUAUCAAAUUUCAUGCCGACAAAACUUAUUUUUAAAUUGAGCUUGAGCUUAUUUAAUACAAAAAUUCGAAAAAUUUUUAAAUAUUACCGUUAACGAUUCUAUUUAGGGUUUAUAUCCACAUGCAAGUCAGAAAAAACGCGCUUUUCAAAAAUGUUUUUUUUUUUUUGAUUUUUUUAAGAGUUUUUUUGUUAAUAUGUAGAUAAAACAAAUUCAGAAUUUCACGUAUUUUAAUACUCGCUGAUUCAUUUUUAAAACUUUUGGAUGCUCUUGUUCUCGUAGUUGAUCUGCAGAAGUACCGUCAAAAAAAGGUUGGCGGUAAACAAGACUUUUCUGGAAAAAAUUAUCUAAAAUCCAAGAACCAAAAAAAUUAGUUAUUGUUAAAGAUGAAUUUAGGACUAGUUAAAAAUUAUUAUUAAAUAAAAACGAAGAAGAUAUGCCGGAACAGCUUCAAAAAAACGAAUUUUGGAAAAUCUCAAGUGGAUAUAACCUCUUAAACUGCAAGCUCAAAACGAGUGCUAGGUUUUCGAUUGAUUUUUGAUUUAGAAUUUAUUCAAAACUUCUUACGUUCAAAGAAAUUUUAUGAAUUUGGUCUCAUUUUAAAGCAAGCUGAGUAUAGAAAUAUAAAAAAUCAUAAACAAGAUUUUAAAAAGUCUAAAAAUAUCGGGUAAAAUUUAUUUUUCUAAAAGAAACCCGCCACAAAAGUUUUAGCUAGUUGCAUGUCUACAGAUAUUGUGUAAAAUAACAGUUGAAUAUUUGUUAAACUUUUUUGCUGUUGUGAAAAAUUGUUAAUGGUAGUUCUAAAAUUUGCUGAAUAUUAGGUUUUUAGAAGUCUGAAGGCUUAAAAAUAAUUUUAAUUCAUUUUUUUUAGAAGUCAGCAGGUUUGAUAAAAGUUUUUAUUUUUCUAAAACAAUUUUUCAGCACAUUAAUGAAAAUCACAGUAAAUUUAGUUGAUGAUACAUGCUAGAUACAUGUUGUCGUUGUUGUAGCGAUAGAAAACAUCACUGAGUAAUUAGGUGGAAUGCGACUGAGUUGACAAUGCUUGGCCGCAUAAAAAAUGCGGCUCCGUUCCGAUUACAUAAACGCGACUGUCGUUUCGAGGGUACAAUUCAUAUUGAUUUUUGAAUUCUGAUAUAAAUUUGUAUGUUUUAAAAAGUUUCAAGCAAUAUGGUUUUUAAAUGCAUACUCAAAGUCUCAAAUAAAAAAAAAAUUAUUAAAAAUUUAAAAAAAUAAAAUUAAUUAAAAAAUUUAAAAAAAAAAAUUUAAAUAUUAAAUUCUAAAAUUCUGAAACAUGCUCUGCGCUGUCAAUACCUAAAAUACAGCAAUUUCUCAUAAAAAGUAUUAUAACAGCACACACUCAUGUAAUCACCACAUCAAAUAAUCAUAAUCUCAUAGUGAACACUGUUUGGUAAAAACUUGUGUUUUGUUGCAAAGUGUAAUUUAUCAAUUUUUUUUUUAUUAUUAAUUGUAAAUUACCGUAUGUUGUUUUCUUAGCAUACGUAUAUUGACAACCACAACAUUAGCUGUAAUGAAAACAAAAACUCCCUUAGUCCAUCCCAGUGAGGGUAAACGCCAUUUUGCCAUGGUCUUAUUACCUUCCAAAUAGUUAUUUGCCGGCCAUUUAGUAUACAGUCCACAAUAGCGACAGUAGUACGGUUGAGAAGCCCUAAUAAGUACAUAUUUGAGAACGAGCAAGUGCGCAUAAAAAAUAAAACAAAAAAAUAUAAAUAUUAAAAACUGGGAAAUGUAAAAAACCAGCGCGGCGCCACGAGAAUUUUGAGUAAAUUUUAGAAAAGUUUGCAUUCACCUUAGUUACAUCAUAUUGAUGUUUAAAUUAAUGAAGCAAAUGGGGAUUACAUACUUUCUUUGUACAUAAAUAUGUAUAAUUAAAAGCAAACAAUUUUCAGUUUUUUUUUUUCAAUUAAAACUUGCUUAAUUUGCCCCGCUGUCCAUAAGCGUUAUAGUUGCGACUGGAUUGUGUGGCUAUAAAAGAAAUUUGCAAACAUUUUAGCAUGUUUUGUGAGCAGUCGCUUUUUAACUAAAAAUUUAAAUAUUUAUAUUUUUAAUUAAAAUGAAACUUUUGGCCAAAAUGAAUUGCGCGGCGUAAAAUGCUGUUAGAUAAAUUGAUUGCGAGUUGGCAGCAGAAAAAAUAUAUGUUGCGCGUUGCCAGCAAGAAAAAAAUAUUGCGAGUUUGCAGCAGAAUUCUAAAAAGCAUUAUUGUUAAAACUAGAACAAUGUAAGUUGCUGAGAUCAUUUUAACAUAAAAUUCUAAAAUUUUAUUUUUUUCAAAAUUUAAAGUUUCCCGGGGCUUAAAGUCCAACCACCACAGCUUGUUUUGACAAAUCUCGCGUUCUGCUCGCUUAAUUACAAGCCCAAUAUCUACGCAAAAUCUUUUUAUUCCUACAUUUUUGUGUAAACUCCUUUUCCAAAAACCCAAAAAUUUACUCAAUUUAUUAUGCAAUAUUAAAAAUGAAUGAAUUUUAAAAUUACUCUAAUUUGGAGUAAAUCGAAAGGAACUCAUGCGAAUGUGCUAAGAACUGAUAUAUGUAUCUAAAUUGUGUAUAUGUGUUAUGCUGUUCGAAAAAAAUUUAAUUAAAUUAAAAAAAAAACGAAAAACUACUAAAAAGUAAUCACAAUCCAAACUCAACUAAACACACACGCCAUCUUUAACUAUUAUAUUAUAAAUUUCGGUACGUAACAUAAGUGUGUAAGCAAAGAAGAGAAAAACAAAAAGAAGCAAAGCGCAAUAAAAGCAAGAAAUCUGUAAAAAACAUAUUCUUACUAUUAGCAAUUCUUCUCAACUAACUAGUGGCAUUUAAAUAAUAAGCUAAAGCUAAAGCUAACAAUUAAACAUUAGAAAAUGGAGAGAAGUACUGUAAGAACCUUAAAGGUAAAGUUGUCGAAAACAAAUAUUAUAUAUUAACAAAUUUAGUUGAUAAUUAAUUAGUGUAAUUAAAAGAAUUACUAAAACAUAGCUAAGCAUACUAUAUUAAGAAUAUAAAAAAAGAAACAUGUAUAUGGAUUAUAGCUUUUAAGGAAUUAUAUUCUUGUAUGUAUAAAUAGUGUACGCCCAUAUGCAUAAAUGCGAGCGAAAAAAAUUUAAUGGAGAAUAAAUGCAGCAACAAUUUUGAAGUGAAAAUUCAAAAGAAAUGUACAAACAUCAUUGCAUUUUGCAUUUGGCCAGCGCCAAUGAGUGUGUGUGCUGAGUGCGGCAGGCAUGUUGAACAGGCAGUAGCAAUAACUUGUCCAGGCAUUUUUGAGGAUGGCAAAAGAAAUUGAUAUUAAUAUGAUGUGUAUAUUGACAUGAUUUGUAUGAUGACCUUUUUUUU